AUGUUUCCAUGUGUAUUCAGGAAAUAUAUUGAAGUAGAAAAACUACUGAAAUAUUCCGAUUUUUAUGGUCUACCAGACCAAACUGAAUUAAGAGCUCUUAGCAUGUUUAGAGAUUACAAGAAUAAGUUUACUAAUCUGAAAUAUAAAAAAAAUAUUACAGAUGAUAAAUUUAUAUCAGGAUAUGCUCAAACAAUUAAUCAUAUCCAUGGUAAUGUUUUGGUUAUGACAUUUUCACAAAAAAUAUUGGAUGGUGAUGCACUUGCUAUAGGAGAUACUUCUGGUAAUGUGUCUCUUUAUAAUACAGCCAACAAUUAUACAAAUACUUCCCAGGACAGGUUUUUGCUCAUUUCUAAGAAAAUUCACAAUGGAACUAUUACAGAUAUAAAAUUUCAGCCUGUAUAUAGCAAUAAUUUUGCCAAAGAGAAUUAUUUAUAUUCUUCAUCAACAGACAGUUUCUUAGUAAAAUUAGAUAUUGAAUAUACUAAAGCUAUUUGGAAAACUAAAGCACACAAAGAAUGGAUUAAGCAAUUUGCAUUUGCACCUCAGAAUCAGUCAAUUAUUGCUACAGUUGGGAAUGAUGGAGCUUUGUAUAUUCAUGAUGAUAGAACUCUUUCUAAUAAAGCCCUAAAAAGACUUGGAUCCCUUAAAAUAAAUACAAACCAUGAAAUAGAUGACAAUAUAGAAUCUCAAAUAUAUGAAGUUGUAUCUAAUCCAAUAUCUGAAUUAGUAGGGAUUCAUAGCAUCCAUGAUUUAUCUAGUGCAAGUUCUAUAAUAAAGAAACAUCGUACUUCAAAAAAAAGAUUACUUAUACAAAGUAAGGGAACAUCAAUAAGCGGAGUGACAUUUUUAAAUGGAAAUUAUUACAUUGCUACAAGUGGGUGUACAGAUGGCCUAAUUAAGUUGUGGGAUAUUCGUAAAGUAUCUUCAUGCAAUAAAGAUCCUAAGGCAUUGUUGACAUUUUCUCCUCAAGUAAAAGAUAAAGUUAGUAAAAGAUUUAAUAAUAAUUUAAAUUGUGGAAUUAUAUGGAUGAAUAGAGAUGAACGCUUUCAAAAACUUGCAAUUCAGACAACUCGCGGUGUUGCCUUAAUUUAUGAUAUACCUUCGUUGUUGAAUUUGCAGAACUCUGUGAAAUUGGCGACUUUAUAUCCUGAAGAAAGUGGAAGCAAUUCAAGCAUUUCAAUGGAUUAUACUGAACAGUUUUCAUCAAGAAAUGUAGAGUAUAAUCAUCGCCCUUCUUUAUCUUCAUGUGGAUCUUGGUUUGCCACGCCAAUUAACUCUGGAUCAAAAUUAUGUAUUUAUAAAUUAGAAAAUAGUAAAGUGCUAAGAUUUUCUACUUUGUGUUCUGAACAAUUUAAUUCAUGUUUAUUUCAAUGUGUAGCUUGGAAAAAAAGUUUGCAAUUUAACUCGAUACCCGUGGAAUUGCCACGGGUACCUAUGAAAGCGGUGCAUUAUGAAAAUAGCUUUUAUAAUUUAAUAAAUGUGGGGGGGCACUCUCCAUGUUUAGCAAUUGGUACAAACAAUAAUUUAAUAAAAAUAUUGAAUAAAGAAAUUUUUACACCAUUCAUGAGUGAUGAUAUAUCAGCAAUAGAUGAUAUUAAUAUGGAUAUAGUAAAGGAUGUGGUGCCUCUUGAUAAAAUUCUAAACUCAAAGUGGGUAUCUAACGAAAAUUUCUCUUUUAGCAGCUCUUAUGAUGAAGAUGCUGACUUUAUGAAUCAGUUAUCAUUAUCUUCUUCACUUUCAAUACCAAUACCUAAGUCUAGAAAUAGCCUUGAACAAGGUCAGGAAAGUGUAAAUUAUAGUACUGAAAGUGAUAUCUCAAGUAAUAUGAACUCGUCUUCAAGUUCUGCAAAAUCCAAGAAGACUGGAUUUCUUACAAUGACAAGUAUUAAGAAGUCAACUAUGGAAACAUCUUUGGAGAAUCGCGAAGUUGUAACAGUAGAUAAGGAUUUCCACUUUGAAACUGUAGAAGAAACUCCUUAUAGACGCAGCAUUCCAUUUUUUAAUUCAUCUCAAGAUAGUGUAGGUUAUCCUGCUCCAUAUAGAGGUCAGAAUGAAUAUAAUUCAGCUUCUCAGGAAAGUCUAGAAACUCCAAUACCUUUGGAAAGGUACUCCAGUUCUACUGAACAGGGUAAUUAUAUUGAAGAAGAGUCACUGUAUGAAAAAAGUGAAGACAGAAAUAGAGUAGUUACUCACUCAAAUGUAAUUCAAAUACCCCUUUCACAGCCGAAUGAAGAAUUUUAUACUACUCCCUUAUUAUAUUCAGAUUCUAAAUCAGAAAAUAGUGGUUUUAAUUCUACUUUAAUUCAAGAGGUUAUGGAUAAAGAUUUCUGUAUGGAGAAUUUAGAUUUAAAUCAAGACUUUCAUAAUAAAUGUGAAGACCUAUCUAUUAAUGGAAGUAACGAUGAAAAUUCGAAGGGAUUUAAACAGAGAAAGUUAGAUAGUUGGUUGCGUUCUAAUCUUAAAUCAGAAGAUGUGAGUGUUAGCAAUAUUAGUAACGUUGGUAAUCAGACUACUUCUGAUUACACAAAAUAA
This is a messenger RNA of Cryptosporidium muris RN66, 2532 nucleotides long. RefSeq lists its product as uncharacterized. The record is from RefSeq and is a predicted model, not a curated record. Gene Ontology annotation, cellular component: nucleus. Gene Ontology annotation, molecular function: protein-macromolecule adaptor activity; protein binding. NCBI's taxonomy places the organism in Eukaryota, Apicomplexa, Conoidasida, Eucoccidiorida, Cryptosporidiidae. The transcript has a single exon. Gene Ontology annotation, biological process: proteasome-mediated ubiquitin-dependent protein catabolic process. Bases 1 to 2532 code for a protein of 843 amino acids.